AUGCACGCAACGGCCACGCAGUCGUUAUCGCGCAGGUUUGCCGAGUCGCCUGAUUUCCGUCCAGACGCCCAUUCGCUGACGCGCGGAUUCGACAGGACGCAGUUGCGCGGAAGGCCAGCGGAACCCACUCAAGCCCACCAAACAGCAUCUUCCGCGCAUCUGCAAAGCGACGAGGCUGCGCAGCAGAACGGUGUCCUGCAUUCCGACACACAUUGUCCAAUUCCACGCGACAAGCUCGACGUCCCCCAGAACAUGCACGUCCCAAGCAUGGCACACUCCUGCAGCACACCUGUUCUCCCACCUGUUUCCGGGCUCGGUACUUGA
Molecule: messenger RNA, 324 nt
Organism: Grosmannia clavigera kw1407
Lineage: Eukaryota; Fungi; Ascomycota; Sordariomycetes; Ophiostomatales; Ophiostomataceae
Exons: 1
Coding region: 1-324 (107 amino acids)
Source: RefSeq, a predicted model, not a curated record